Messenger RNA from Hypoxylon trugodes, 1511 nucleotides. Its product is annotated as Plectin/S10 domain-containing protein. Gene Ontology annotation, molecular function: RNA binding; structural constituent of ribosome. Bases 362 to 874 code for a protein of 170 amino acids. Gene Ontology annotation, cellular component: cytosolic small ribosomal subunit. Lineage: Eukaryota; Fungi; Ascomycota; Sordariomycetes; Xylariales; Hypoxylaceae. The record is from RefSeq and is a predicted model, not a curated record. The transcript has 3 exons.
UUUGUAAGGUUGCAGGUGAAUGGGAUUGAGGAAUCUAGAUGGCUAGAAGGAGUGGGUCUUAUCGGUGUUCUUAUCUAAAAAUGCGACCCACCAGUACAAGAAUACAAAAGAGAAACUCAGCCACAAAUCGGAAACCUUGACUAGCCCCUUCCGACCCUUGCCUGGAAUAAAAUCUAGCCACAAAAAGCCCCCCACCAAUUUUUCCGUAGUGUCGCUUCUUCUCCACCAUAGGGUUUUUGCGCACAACCAAAAAUUCCCUGACCUUCAAUUACAUCGCAAAGUGUCAAUCAGCCUGCCGAUUUCUCAACCACCACGCCUUAUCCACCAGUUCAACAUCUUGUCACCAUAAACAACCGCCAAGAUGCUGAUUCCGAAGGCUGACCGCAAGAAGAUCCACGAGUACCUCUUCCGCGAGGGUGUACUCGUCGCGAAGAAGGACUUCAACCUUCCCAAGCACCCCGACAUCGACACCAAGAACCUCUUCGUUGUCAAGGCCCUCCAGUCCCUUAACUCCCGCGGCUACGUCAAGACUCAGUUUUCCUGGCAAUACUACUACUACACCCUCACCCCCGAGGGUCUCGACUACCUCCGAGAAUGGCUUCACCUCCCCGCCGAGAUCGUUCCUGCCACACACAUCAAGCAACAACGAUCGCACGCUCCUCCCCGAGGCAUGAUGGGUGAGGGUGAGCGCGAACGACGACCGUUCGGCCGUGGCCGUGGUGGUGACCGUGGCGACCGUGGAGAUCGUGGUGACCGUGAGGGUGGAUACCGAAGACGUGAUGCUGGUGAGGGUAAGGAGGGCGGUGCCCCUGGUGAAUUCAACCCCCAAUUCCGUGGUGGAUUCGGUCGUGGCCGUGGUGCUCCCCCUUCGUAAGGGAAGUUACUACUACUCUAAGGAAAAUCCCUUCGAUACACACAUGAUUACCGGGCAUGGACAUGUACUCUAGGGAAUGGAGCACCUGCAUAGUCUCGCCUCUACUCGCGUGAUAGAAACUCGUGGGAGGAAUCUCGGAUGCACGGUUGGGAGUUAUUAGGAGGCCAAAUCCUCGGAAGUCAUCAAUGAAUUAUGGACAUGCUUUUGCCGUGAAAGAAAACAUCUUUUUAUUUCCUAAAAUGAGGCUACUGGCUCGGUGAAACAAGUUAAUCGACGAAAAGAUACCUACUUAUUGGGGCAUUGUUCUUGUGACCGGUACGACGAAAGGCUCUGGCGUGCUAAUAUGAGGAAUAGUGUUUCUCGCUGUCUAGAAAGCAUUCCGAUAGGAUUUUCGAGCAGAUCCGAUCACGCGUAUUUGGCCAACCUCCAUCAUAGCAAGUCCUAUCAUUUUAAGUGAGUAAUCCAUAGGGAUAGGGAGAUAUACGCGUAGGUGGCUUUGCAGGAUGUACAUAUGCAAACUCGCUCAUCGCUCCUACCCACUUCCGCACGCCGAGGAUAUCCGCCGGCUUCAGGUUUCACCAAUUAAAUUUACGAAACCGCGGUCAACUUAAUUGUACUUGGGACUUUUUAUUGUUAA